AUGGAAGGAAAGAAUCAAACAGCUCCAUCUGAAUUUAUCAUCUUGGGGUUCUCCAACCUGAAUGAACUUCAGUUUUUACUCUUCACCAUCUUCUUUCUGACUUACAUAUGCACUUUAGGAGGGAAUGUUUUUAUCAUCUUGGUGACCAUGGCUGAUUCCCACCUACAUACACCCAUGUAUUAUUUCCUAGGAAACCUCGCUUUUAUUGAUAUCUGCUACACCACUACUAACGUCCCCCAAAUGAUGGUGCACCUUUUGUCAGAGAAGAAAACCAUUUCCUACGGAGGCUGUGUGGUCCAACUCUUUGCAUUCAUUUUCUUUGUAGGCUCAGAGUGUCUACUCCUGGCAGCAAUGGCAUAUGACCGAUACAUUGCUAUCUGCAAACCUUUAAGGUAUUCAUUUAUCAUGAACAAGGCCCUGUGCAGCUGGUUAUCAGCCUCGUGCUGGACAGGUGGGUUUCUCAACUCAGUGGUGCACACAGUUCUGACCUUCCACCUGCCCUUCUGUGGUAACAAUAGGAUCAAUUAUUUCUUCUGUGACAUACCCCCUUUGCUGAUCUUGUCUUGUGGGGAUACUUCCAUCAAUGAACUGGCUUUGUUGUCCAUUGGGAUCUUCAUAGGUUGGACUCCUUUCCUGUGCAUCAUCCUUUCCUACCUUCACAUUAUCUCAACCAUCCUGAGGAUCCGCUCCUCUGAGGGGAGGCACAAAGCCUUUUCCACCUGUGCCUCCCACCUGCUUAUUGUUCUUCUCUAUUACGGCAGUGCCAUCUUCACGUAUGUGCGGCCCAUCUCAUCUUAUUCACUAGAGAAAGACAGAUUGAUCUCAGUGCUGUAUAGUGUCGUCACUCCCAUGCUGAAUCCUGUAAUUUAUACACUGAGAAAUAAGGACAUCAAAGAGGCUGUGAAGACCAUAGGGAGAAAAUGGCAGCCACCAGUUUUCUCUUCUGAUAUGUAA
Peromyscus eremicus (cactus mouse) is the source of this 954-nucleotide messenger RNA. Its product is annotated as olfactory receptor 5V1. Gene Ontology annotation, cellular component: membrane. The coding region runs from base 1 to 954 and encodes 317 amino acids. Gene Ontology annotation, biological process: G protein-coupled receptor signaling pathway. Gene Ontology annotation, molecular function: G protein-coupled receptor activity; olfactory receptor activity. The record is from RefSeq and is a predicted model, not a curated record. NCBI's taxonomy places the organism in Eukaryota, Metazoa, Chordata, Mammalia, Rodentia, Cricetidae. The transcript has a single exon.